ACACACAGAGGCACACACAUACAGACACACACACACACACAUACGCACUGUAACAGGAAACGAAAAUUAAAAUGCUUUAAUGAGAUUCUCCGAAAUCUGUUGAAAGAUCUUCAUUGUCAUUUGGCAUUUGUCAGUUGAAAACUUUUGAGGAAUUUGGAUCAUAGUGAAGAACCCUGAAGACAUGAAGAUCGCAUCAGUGUCCAUGGUUUCCCUUUUUAUUUUUGGUUUAUUCAAUUUCAUCUCUCUGACUCACUCAAAAAAAUGUAUUCGUAAAAACGGGGAUUGUGUAGCAGCAGACGUACAUCACUGUAAAACUGCGUGCUCUGUAAUUCCAGAGAACUGCAACAAAGGAAUCGAUCGUUUUGGAAAAGGCAAAAAACACCAAUGUCAUUGCAAACAAUUGAGAUUUUGCAAUGUCACCAACAAUGGUCAUUGUAAUGGCAAAGGAUGUAUCUUUGGUUACGAGGGACCAAACUGCCAAAAACGUUUAUACCACGAAUUUCUCAAAUCUCAAACUGGCAUGGUGAUGUUUGAUGUGAAUGCCAAUAACACAUGUAGAAAUAUAACAGGACGGAACCAAUCAAUACAGUUCAAUCACGUCUACAGGAUCCACCAAAUAAGACUUCAUGGCAGAAUUUCAGAUACAAUUACAAACAUCUUUGGUUCUGAUAAUCAGACUCUUGAAUGCAAACCUACAAAACGUGUAGCAACAGAACUAUUGUGUUCAGGAGACAUAACUACAAAUAAGAUUCAAAUUAUGGCCAACAAUUCCUGCAUAGACAAUAUUAAACUUUUUGGUUGUUCCCCUGGAUGGUUUGGUGAGGAAUGUACACAGGAGUGUCAUUGUCAAAAUGGUUCUGAUUGCCAUCAGCUGACUGGAGUUUGUCAAAAUGGAUGUGAGAAUGGAAGGCAUGGAGAAAAUUGCCAGAAUAUAAAUUAUGUAAAUGUUGCACUUGGUCGACCAGCAUCCCAAUCAAGCACAAAGAAAAAACGCUAUAUUUUUAAAGGUAAGAUUUGUCGAGACAGAAAAACAUCAAUGAAUGCUUCUUCAGUUGUGGAUGGAAACAAUUUGAUCUUUGAAAGGAUGUGCAGUUCCACUGAAUGGGAGAAGAAUCCCUUUUGGAAGGUUAAACUUGACAAGAAUUAUACAAUUUCUCAGCUGAGAAUAUUUACAGACAACUUAUAUCAAUUGACUGUGUACAUUGGUAACAACACGAAGCCAUGUUUUCAACGUCCAAAGAAUCAUAAAGAACUGAGCUUGGAUGUUAUGUGUAGAGAACCACAGAUUGGAGAUUCUGUGACCAUAGCAAUCAAUGCUGGGUCUGCCAUCUUGAGUCUUUGUGAAGUUGAAGUUCUACAAUGUUUACCAGGGUUUUACGGGAAUCUUUGCCAUUCAAGAUGCAACUGUCAACAAAAAGAAUGUGAUCAAAUCACGGGUUUAUGCAUCUAUGAUGCAUGUCAGGCACAGCUAGCAGAAUCAUUCUUGCAAGCGGAUUCACUUAUUGUAGUUUGUGUAAUUUUGCUGGUGAUUUGUCUGGUCAUGAUAUAUAAGUAUUGCAAAAUUAAGAAAUAUACAGCCUGUAAGAAACGACUAUCAGAGGUCACUUUAGUAAGUUCAGUCCCAGACAGCAUCCCCUUUGACGAGUCCGUUUACAUUCAGCCAAUAGCAACAGAACUGAACAAGCAAAAUAUUCUGAUUUAUGUCCAACAGAAGAAGAGAAAGCUGGAACCUUUUUCUAAAGAUUUCUCUGAUCUUCCUUGUAAUCUUCUUUAUCCAUGUACUGAAGCAAUAAAACCUGAAAAUAAAGACAAGAAUCGUUUCCAAUGUUUACUUCCUUAUGAUCACUCUCGAGUUGUGUUACAACCUGAUGCAACCUUUUCGUCUGAUUACAUUAACGCUUCGUACAUACAUGACAAGAAAUAUAUUUCAACACAAGUGCCGACGAAAAAAACAAUGGUUGAUUUCUGGAGAAUGAUAUGGCAACAGAACUGUUCUGUAAUUGUAUUACUCACAAACAAUGAGCAGCCGGAUUAUGUACAGCACUUACCUGAAGUGAAUGCUACCUUGCAUUUUGGAUUGAUCAGUGUUCAAGGAGUUCUGUUGAUGAGCCACAAGUACUAUACAGUCUCCAAAUAUGUGAUAUUUGAUCCCAAAUCUAAACCUUUUGUCAGCCGCACAAUAACACAAUACAACUUCACUGCUUGGCCUGAAGGAAUGAUUCCAGCAAAACCAGAAUAUAUUUUAAACUUUCGCCAGAAAGUCAACUCUUGCAGUGAUUUGAAAUAUCCAAUUGUUGUUCAAAGCAAAACUGGCGCUGGGUCUACUGGGGCAUAUAUAUGCCUUGAUAUUCUUCUGGAGAAAUUGGAACAAAACAAAGCUCUCAACACAGCAUAUAGCAUCAGAAGUUUGUAUAAUGAAAGGUGUCUGAUAUUCACUAAACGGGCACAACUUGAAUUUGUUUACGAUGUCAUAACUGAGAGUAUGAUGACUUCUGGUUGUAACAUUAACUUCAAUGAUUUAAAGAGUGAAAUUGAAAGAAUUUCUGUUAAAGAUGAAAUCACUUGUUGGUCAAUUGCAGACAGGCAGUUUAUGGACAUCCUUCAGCCAGUCUGCCAGGGCAACAGUGUUCACUCUGAUCUUCUUGAGGAACUUUACAGUGAUGAACGCAAUAUGUCCACCACAAAUUUCGAAAUUUCCUUAAUUGAGGGUUAUGAGGAAGAUAAAUUCAUUUUAGCCAUAUCUCCAGAUCGAGAGGAAAUGCCUGAAUUUUGGAACAUUAUCACCAAAGAAAAGUGUUUGACUAUAGUAACAUUUAGAGACUUAACCAAUGAAAACACCAGCUAUUUGCCAACGGCAAUUGGUCAGUCUCUGAAUUUUGGUCAAUUUAACUUGGAAUUAAUUAAUUUCAUGGACAAAGAAUUAUUUCAAUGCAAUGUCUUGAGAGUUUCUUAUACCAAAGAGGAGUCAUACUAUUACACCAUUGUGAACCACUAUGAUGUGACUUUCUGGAAGGACAAAACCAGGCUGCCACCAUUUGAAACGAUGCUUAGUUUGGUGAACAUUGUCUCGCACCAAAACAGUGAGAAAAUGCCAAUAGCUGUGCAUAAUAGGUGUGGUUAUUUUGAGAGUGGUCUGUUCUGUGCCAUUUAUUCUACAAUAAAUAUGGUCAAGGCUGAAGAAUCCUGUAUCAAUAUUGCUCGACUUUUGCGACAGAUGAAGAAAUCUCAACCCCUAAUUUUAACAGACCCGACAUUGUACACAUACUGCUUGAAUGUGGUAAAAGCAUCUCUUGGUAACGAAUCUCAUUAUGCAGAAGUGAAGAAGUGAGGUACUGUUUUCCUGCCCACCUCAAGGUCAUAUUUUGAAAAACUUUGGAACCACUUCAGUAUUACUGUUGGUUACUACCAUCAAGAGAGAAAACUGGCUUUAUUGAUCUUUCAUCAUUGUUUCCAUAACAUACUUAUAUACAUAUAUACACACACAUUCAAGCCAUCAAUGGAACUGGCAAAAUUUGUAAGACUUACCAGAUGGUCAGUAUUUGAGUAUAUAUGCCCACGUCUAGUUAUGCAGCAUAUGCACAAUGCUACACACAAACUUGGGACAAAUAUCCUGUUCAUGAUGAAAUUCCAAAGAAGAAGGGCUUGGAGCUAGAUUGGAAACCAGCUCUUUCUCUAUUGACAAGAGAUCUUGAAAUAAAACUGAAGAAUAACAUACAUACACACACCACACACACACACACACACACACACACCACACAC
Messenger RNA from Octopus sinensis (East Asian common octopus), 3759 nucleotides. Its product is annotated as receptor-type tyrosine-protein phosphatase alpha-like. Gene Ontology annotation, biological process: protein dephosphorylation. Gene Ontology annotation, molecular function: protein tyrosine phosphatase activity. The record is from RefSeq and is a predicted model, not a curated record. Bases 182 to 3328 code for a protein of 1048 amino acids. The transcript is spliced from 27 exons. Lineage: Eukaryota; Metazoa; Mollusca; Cephalopoda; Octopoda; Octopodidae.